Schizophyllum commune H4-8 is the source of this 810-nucleotide messenger RNA. RefSeq lists its product as uncharacterized. The transcript has 2 exons. The coding region runs from base 76 to 534 and encodes 152 amino acids. Lineage: Eukaryota; Fungi; Basidiomycota; Agaricomycetes; Agaricales; Schizophyllaceae. The record is from RefSeq and is a predicted model, not a curated record.
GGCGUUCGUCCCUUCCCUCUCCUACCUUCUUUCGCAUCUUUCAGACCCGCGUUCAGCAUCAGCACUCCUUUCACGAUGAAGGCCACCAUGAUGAAGCUCGUUGCGCUUGCGCUUAUGGCCGUGGUCGCUGUGUCUGCGCAGGACGAUACCUUCGAGACGAACGCGCCGGCGGACACGACCGACCUGAUGCCCACCGCGACGGACAUGCCCAUCGUCUCCGUGACCGACACCGUUGUCACCGACUCGACCACGACGGAGACGGAGACGGAGACGAGCGAUUCGGAGAGCUCAUCAAAGGCCUCCUCCCGCUCGAGCCGCGCCUCGUCUGCGAGCAGCUCCGGAUCGAAGAGCGGCAGCAGCAGCACGACCAGGGUGUCGACCACGGCGACGAGGACCACCACCUCCGAGACGGCGGUCGUGACGCACAAGGACCCCUUCGAGGACGGCGACGACUCGAACGGCGCCAUGGGUUUCGACGCGCGCACCGGCCUCGUCGUCGGCGCUGUCGCUGGCGUCAUGGGCUUCAUGCUCUGAGGGAGCGCCAAAUGAGGAGGAGGUUGUGAGGAGGUAGCGGUGGCGGAACUACGACGAGGCGGCCCACUAUACCCUAACGGACUCGGGCUAUUGCCUCGCGUACUGCCCUAAAGGCGUCAGGAGGACCUGGCGCGCUAAUACGGUGGCGAUUCGCUGUAAUGAUGUGGUGAACAUGCGAUGGGACUUCAUGGGACAUUCACUUACGAUAGGUUGUGCAUGUAGGGUAGACUAUGGUGCGACCCUCUUGUCGAAAUGGCGGUUCAGAUUGCGUUUGUU